AUGGCAGUGCUGGGUAAGAAGAUGGAGCGGGGAGAGCAUUUGGGGCGUGAGGAAGAGACCACCAGCGGAGAGCCCCUACUGUGUGGAGGUGCUUCGGGGGAUGGCAAGAUAAAAUCGGAUCUACCAAAUGGGGCAACAGUCAACACUUUCCACAGACAGUAUGUGAGAGGAGGGAAAGAAUCCCCUAAGAGGCGCCCACCGCCUGAUGUUCCAAGGUGCUGCCGCCAAGGGGCCUUCCGCAUGGAGAGCAGAGACUCCAGCUCGAGGAGCAGUAAGACCAAGGGCAUACCCGGGACCUUGAGCACCGCUGUGCAUGAGCACCUGCGGAAGCUGUGUCUGCGUGAAUUCCCAUGUGGCACCGGGAGCUGGAAUAAGUCACGCUUUCUUCCUCAAACAUGGCGAGCCUGGAGGGACUUGGUCCCCGAGGAGGAAGAGACCUUGAGUGCCAGGGAAGAGACUGUGGAGGCCCUGCUCGACCUGGUGCAAAGCGAGCACUCGCCCUGGGCUCUGCUGAAGGAUUCCAGUACUGAGGACCGGUUCCUGAGAGAACUGGCCAUCCAGAAUCCACUGAUGAUCAAAGACACUUUCUUCUACUCCUACUUCCGGUCCCUGCGCAUGGUGGACAAGGAGGUGAGCCUUGUGGACAAAGACCUCUUAAAAUUUCUGAAGCUGGAGGAGUUGGUUCUGAGUGCCAACAAAAUUGAGGAAAUCGAUGCUAACAAUCUGCCCCCAACGUUGAAGGUGCUGGAGCUAUAUGGCAACUUGAUCACCAGUAUGGAGUGUCUGUGCUCACCGCCACCCCCAAACCUGCAGCACUUGGGGCUAGGCCACAACAAACUGCUGGGGCCUCUGGAGAGUCUGUAUGUCACCUCCAACAACUGGCCCAAACUCGUCUCCCUGGACCUGGGCUUCAACGACUUGACGGACGUGCAGAGCAUGGUAGCUAGUCUCGGUACCUUGCAGCACCUGAGGCUGCUAAUACUGCAGGGCAACCCACUGGCCCUGGUGCCUUACUACCGCGGCUUUGCCGUGGACAGCCUGGCACACCUCUGUGUGCUGGACGACAUCACCGUGUCUCCCAGCGAGAAGCACCACUUCCGGGGACUCAGCAUACAUGGUGACCUGUUGGCACGUGAGGCACAGUUUGUGGUGACUGUUGGAAAUGUCAGGGGGGUCAUGGACUCCUCUGUCUUGGACCCAGAGCCAGGGCCUGAAGGGCCUUUCAUCAGCUACAGCUAUUAUGUGACCUAUGACUUUGUGGAAGAUGAAGACAGCGAAGGGAAUGUGUCCCACAGUGGGAUGGCGGAGACACAUCCAGACAGUGUUCUGGCUGAGGAGAUUGUCCAGCCCUCCUCCAGUGUGGAGCAGUUAGAUGAGAUAGGGGGCGAGGAGGACCAGCAGAGCCAUCCAGUGCCCCAGCGCCGGACCAAACAGGCUCGCCAGGCCCGCCAAGGUGGCCAUCAUCCGGAGUCUCCUGAGGUCAUAACCAAGGAGAUGUCUGAGUUUAUAGCCGAGGAAAUGAAUCUGAUGGCCGGGGACUCCGCCGAGUCUGGGGUAACAGAUAUGGAGGAGUCGGAGACAACCAUUUCCAUACGCUCUGCCCCCCUGCCACAGUCUCUUGCCUCUUCAGAAGAGCUGUCCAAGCUGCGGCCACUAAUAGAUCCACCGCACUGUCCAUCCCCAGGGACGGUCCUCUUCAGCACUGUCCCCAAGCCCUGGACCGAUGUCAUCCCUUGCAACUAUGAGAUGAAGCAUACCCUCAAGGAGCUGGUGCGGGUCAAGGCCUUCCUGCUGGCAGGGACCACUGUGACCAUCGUAGAGGAGAAGAUCCUCUCCUGGCCUGUGAUGCCAACUCCUGUGGAGAGUCCCUUGCCUGCCAAGAAGGGGAAAGGAGACAAAAAGGAGAAAGAAAAGAAACAGAAAGCAGAGGAGGCCGCCAAGGAAAAAAAGGGACUCAAGAAAAAAAAGGAGCCUCCCAGGGAGCUUCGCCAGGACCCGCCCGUGUUGCGUGUGCUGGGUAGUGGCCUGGUGUGCCUGGAGCCCUUGCUGGCAGGGGAGUCAGUGGUGACCACCGUGUGUAAUUUUGGGGUGGUCCGCACCGUUGAGUCCGACAAGCUGACUUAUGCCAGGGAGUCAAAGAAGAUAAAGAAAGUUCCCAAAAAAGAAAAGUCAAAAAUGGCGACUCCAACCUUCGAAGGCUCGUAUCAGCCAGAGCCCCUGACCGUGGAGAUCCAGAUCCAGCUGCAUCAGUUCCGCUCGGUGGAGGAAGCAUUCCUCAGUCUGAUUGACUAGCCGUGAGAGUAAAGGAUGCUCUGUGGCUAGA
Molecule: messenger RNA, 2323 nt
Organism: Phodopus roborovskii (desert hamster)
Lineage: Eukaryota; Metazoa; Chordata; Mammalia; Rodentia; Cricetidae
Gene: Lrrc43
Product: leucine rich repeat containing 43
Exons: 15
Coding region: 1-2292 (763 amino acids)
Source: RefSeq, a predicted model, not a curated record